Sparassis crispa is the source of this 924-nucleotide messenger RNA. Its product is annotated as rRNA-processing protein. Gene Ontology annotation, molecular function: RNA binding. Bases 1 to 924 code for a protein of 307 amino acids. Lineage: Eukaryota; Fungi; Basidiomycota; Agaricomycetes; Polyporales; Sparassidaceae. Gene Ontology annotation, cellular component: nucleolus. The transcript has 4 exons. The record is from RefSeq and is a predicted model, not a curated record. Gene Ontology annotation, biological process: RNA processing.
AUGGCUUUAACGGCUCUGCAGAAAGGAAAGUCAAAAGCUGCACUAGAGGACUCAGCGGAGCAUCUCAUUUCUGACGGCACAUCCUCGAGUGCAUCGAGGUCGGCGGACUCGGACUCGGACUCGGACUCUGAGAGCGAGUCAGACACGGACAGUGACACAGGAGAUGAAGAGGUAACCCAAGAGUUUCUUAACGCGCUUCUGGUGAGGGCAAGACACAAUGUCACUGCGAAGACAUUGCCCGAAGGAGACAGGUCGGGAGAAAAUUUGCACGAAGAGGAGGAAAUUCGCCUAGAUGACCUAAAGGAUCCUGAGGAACAACCGUUGCCUCCGUUAGACCCUGGAGUUUUACCUGCACCAUAUAUCACACUCGGCGACGCCCGCAAAGCUGCUCCUUCCGCCAUACGCCAUCCAGAUAUCGAGCAAGUUGAACAAGCGUCAUCUUCGAAUGCACCGGCACGACCUCUUCCACCUCCGGAGCUAUCAAAGUCUGGGAAGCCAUUGACAAAGAAGGAGAAAAAGGCACUGAAAGAUAGAACAGCGGGACGCUCGUGGUAUGAUCUUCCUGCCCCUGCGGAAGCCGAUCUUCCCCGUCUGUACCGUGAAGUAGAAGCAUUGCGUCUCCGAAACCAGCUAGAUCCCAAGCGUUUUUACCGCAAAGACGAGGGCGAAGGGAGGGGUAUCAAAGGUCUGCCCAAAUACUUCGCAAUUGGUACGAUUAUACCGUCCAGCACACCUUUCGGCACUGCCAGUGCAGACAAUCUCAACCGGGCGAGCCGAAAGAGAACCCUUGUCGAUGAGUUAGUGGACGAUGCGGAGGCCAAGAGCUACGCGAAGAAGAAAUUCAAGGAAUUACAGACUGUGCGGGGCGCGAGAGGGAGAGGCACUCUUGCGCAGAAGAAAGCAUUGCGUAGGCAGAAGUGGUGA